Amoebophrya sp. A120 is the source of this 163-nucleotide messenger RNA. Lineage: Eukaryota; Dinophyceae; Syndiniales; Amoebophryaceae. The record is from the annotation of a GenBank genome assembly.
GUCCAUGUCGGGGCGGUGCGCCGCCGCCAUGUUUUUUGCCGGACGCGCAUGGGCCUGCUUGCCGUACAGCAGGGGCCGGCCUCCGAAGCAGUAGGGCGCGCGCCCCUUGGGUUGGGCCUGCUUCGGCCCAAGCCAACGCCCCCCAAGUUGGGGGCAAUGAGGG